Triplophysa rosa is the source of this 8668-nucleotide messenger RNA. RefSeq names its product scribble planar cell polarity protein (gene scrib). Gene Ontology annotation, cellular component: adherens junction; postsynaptic density; postsynaptic membrane. The transcript is spliced from 44 exons. The record is from RefSeq and is a predicted model, not a curated record. The coding region runs from base 1125 to 6743 and encodes 1872 amino acids. Gene Ontology annotation, molecular function: protein binding. Gene Ontology annotation, biological process: neurotransmitter receptor transport postsynaptic membrane to endosome; neurotransmitter receptor transport, endosome to postsynaptic membrane. NCBI's taxonomy places the organism in Eukaryota, Metazoa, Chordata, Actinopteri, Cypriniformes, Nemacheilidae.
GACGCGGUCAGAAUAGUGAGGCGGAGCUGGGAAUGGAUAAGUUACUGAAGCCUUAUUCAACCCAGUACCUCCACACGCUCGCCUACAAGAGCAGGACAUUCCCUGGCAGAUAAAACGUCGUGUUGCGCGCUUCUUCAAACCAACCAUCUGUUUGCCCGAGAGGCGGAUAAAGAGGUUUGUUACGGAUCGAUCCGGACUCCGUGUCAAGUUAGGUUGUAGCACAGCACAAAGCCGGCGGAGUGUUUCUGGAGCGGGUGCUGAGAUCAGCCCAGCCCCCCACCUACAUUCAAACACACACACACCGAACCGGCCUGCUGAUCUUAGCCUGUUGCUGCUGUGUGUGUGUGAUCCCAUCGCAGCCUAGCUAACGUUAGGCUCUUUUAUAUCUCACGUAUCUCUCUGACACGCACGUCUGUGAGUAGUUUGGAGUUUUGCUGUAUAGAAGCUAAAUUAGUUGGCGUAUUUUUACAACGGUUGUUAGACUACAGCGCUCUGCAGCUGGCUAAUCGGUUAACGUUAGCUGUAGCACAACGUCGUUUAUAGACUCGCUGGUACGAUGUAGUUUGAUCAUUAAAUCUAAUUUUCUUAACGUUAGUCGAGACGUGUCAUACGCAAGGACACGGGGCCCGAACCGACUGGCUUCUUGUAUUAAAAACCUGCUUGUCCUAAAUGCUCGGAGUAAGCACGUACUGGCUAAGUGAAAUCUGUUGUUCAGUGCGACAUAAUCUCAUUUAGUUCAGUGAGGAACUCUAUAUGGUCCUCGGUAGAUGCAAAAUCGUAUUGAACACGGACAAUGUGUGCGUUAUUCACUAUUUACGGCCUACGUCUAAACAAACUGCCCGUCACUUAAGAGUCGUUUUUUGAUUGAGUAAUUCAGCCGUAUGUAUGGAGAGACAUUUUUACACUCGUUUGCCGCGACCGGAGUGAUCAUCUGAAUGUCCCCCGCAAUUAUUGGAGUUAUUGGACAUUUCCAGCAAAGUGGUUCAUACGGACGCUUUUAUUUGUCUGUUUCUGGCGGAUAAAGUCCAGGGACUGCCUUAUAAAUUGACUGUGGUCGUGUGUGUCCCCAUCAUUUGGCUGCUUAAGUCAGUCCCCGAUGCGGAGGGGCUGAGUGUGCCGGGAUCAUGCUGAAGUGUAUCCCGCUGUGGCGGUGCAACCGUCACGUUGAGUCCGUGGAUAAGCGGCACUGCUCGCUCGCCGCGGUGCCGGAUGAGAUCUACCGCUACAGCCGCAGUCUGGAGGAGCUGCUUCUGGACGCAAACCAACUGAGAGAGCUGCCUAAGCCUUUCUUCAGACUGUCCAAUCUGCGCAAGUUGGGCCUGAGCGACAACGAGAUUCAGAAACUGCCGCCUGACGUGGCCAACUUUAUUCAGCUGGUGGAGCUGGACAUCUCUAGAAAUGAUAUUUCAGAGAUCCCUGAGAACAUUAAAUUCUGUCAGGCCUUGGAGAUUGCAGACUUCAGCGGAAACCCCUUGUCCAGGUUGCCUGAUGGUUUCUCACAGCUCAGAGGACUGGCUCACCUGUCACUCAAUGACGUGUCAUUGCAGUCUCUACCCAAUGACAUUGGAAAUUUGUCCAACCUGGUGACUCUAGAGCUGAGGGAAAAUCUACUGAAAUCUUUACCCACCUCUCUUUCCUUACUGGUUAAACUGGAACAGCUGGAUCUAGGCAGCAAUGUACUGGAAGUUUUGCCUGACACACUUGGGGCACUGCCCAAUCUUCGUGAGCUUUGGUUGGACAGAAACCAGCUCUCCUCACUACCUCCCGAGCUGGGGAACCUGCGGCAGCUGGUUUGCUUGGACGUGUCAGAGAACCGUCUAUCAGAGCUUCCCAAAGAGAUCAGCGGCCUUAUCGCCCUCACAGACCUGCUGCUCUCCGAGAACCUUCUGGAAGUCUUGCCGGAUAGCAUUAGCUCACUUAAGAAGCUGUCCAUACUGAAAGUGAACCAGAACCGCUUGGUGCAUCUCACAGACUCCAUCGGCGAGUGUGUGAACCUUACAGAGCUCAUGUUGACUGAGAACCUUCUACAGUCUCUGCCUCGCUCUCUUGGAAAGCUUAAGAAGUUGACAAACUUGAAUGUAGACCGAAACCGUUUAAACAGCGUGCCGUCAGAACUGGGAGGAUGUGUCAGCCUGAAUGUGCUCUCCCUCAGAGACAACCGAUUGGGUAAACUGCCUGCUGAGCUCGCCAAUGCCACAGAAUUACACGUGCUGGAUGUGGCAGGCAACAGACUGCAGAACUUGCCGUUUGCAUUGGCCAACCUGAACCUGAAGGCCAUGUGGCUGGCAGAGAACCAGUCUCAGCCCAUGCUGAAGUUCCAGACGGAGGAUGAUGAGCAGACUGGGGAAAAGGUCCUCACCUGUUACCUACUGCCCCAGCAACCCUCAUCCAGUCUCGAGAAUCUGCUAGACCGUAGCGCUGAUGAGACCUGGCCAACAGACUCUAAUCUGAACCGAGUAUCAGUCAUACAGUUUAGAGAUGAUGCUAAAAAUGAAGAGGAAGAUGAGGAGACUGCAGCAGAGAGGAGGCAGGGUCUUCAGAGGAGAGCCACACCACAUCCCAGUGAGUUAAAGGUGAUGAAGAAUGUUAUUGAAGCCAGAAGAAAUGAGCCUUAUGUAGCCAAGCCAGAUGGAGAGCUGGAGUCCCCAGAAUCAGAGGAAAAGCGGUUAAGUGGGCUGUCCAAUCAAAGUCAUGAUUCUCAGGCAUCCAGUAGCACCGCCUCAGCAACUUCUCAGGAUGAGAAGCGGGGAGUAAACCGCACAGGGGUGGUGCCUAAAGAUGUACAAGCUCAAGAGGAGGAGGAGCUUGAUGAGAUGGAGGUGGAGUAUACUGAGCCCACCGUGCACUUUGCCGAUGAGCCCAUCAUCCGUGGUGGCGAUGAUGAGAACGACGACGAAGACGACGCUGACCGGAGCGACGAGGACUCCCGAACGCCCCCCCCUACAGAGAAACAGCGGCUGAUACGUAAAGACACACCACACUACAAAAAGCACUUCAAGAUCACCAAGCUGCCCAAACCCGAGGCUGUCGCCGCCCUUCUGCAAGGUUUCAGCCCGGACGGCCUCUCACCUCCUGCUCACACUCCUGAGGAUGAGAGAGAUGGUGAGGAGGAUGAAGAAGAGGAGGAAGAUGGAGGAGUUACAGUCAGUACUCCCUUACUGCACAGACUAGAAGCAGUUGAGCUAGAAGACAGCAGGCUAAGUCAUGUGAACUCGUCCCUGCAGCCGGUGAAGGGGGUGUCAUUUGAUCAAGUCAAUAAUCUGCUGAUUGAGCCUGCUCGAAUUGAGGAGGAAGAGCUGACACUGACCAUCCUGAGGCAGACUGGUGGCUUAGGCAUCAGUAUUGCAGGAGGGAAAGGAUCUACACCUUACAAGGGUGACGAUGAGGGUAUCUUCAUCUCCAGAGUUUCAGAAGAGGGUCCUGCAGCCCGGGCUGGAGUCAAAGUGGGAGACAAACUCCUUGAGGUAAACGGAGUGGACCUGCACGGAGCAGAGCAUCAUACAGCUGUCGAGGCCUUGCGUAACUCUGGGACAGCUGUGGUUAUGACCGUCCUGCGGGAACGCAUGGUGGAACCGGAGAACGCCAUCACCACCACACCGCUACGACCGGAGGAUGAUUACUUCCCCCGGGAGAGACGGUCCAGCGGUCUACCUUUUCUCCUGGAGCCGGAAUCACCGGCUGUUAACACCGGACCCUGUCAGCGACUAGCCACCUGUCUGAUCCGCAACGAUAAAGGUUUAGGAUUCAGUAUCGCCGGAGGGAAAGGGUCAACACCGUACCGAGUAGGAGACACGGGAAUCUUCAUCUCCCGAAUUGCUGAAGGAGGAGCUGCUCACCGAGACAACAUCCUACACGUGGGAGACAGGGUCAUAUCAAUCAAUGGUGUAGACAUGACAGAGGCCAGGCAUGACCAGGCAGUAGCGCUGCUUACCGGCACCUCCCCCACCAUCACCCUAGUGGUCGAUCGGGAGCAGGCCAGUGCAGGGGGUGCCUCCCCUCGAACACGGCCUCAUUCCCCCCCUCCCCCCGAGCCUUCUGACUCACCUGAGCAAGAGGAGGGAGGAGACGAGCCCCUCGGAAACCAUCUAAACUGCCCCAUGGAGGAUGAGUACCCCAUUGAGGAAGUGACCCUGGUCAAAGCAGGUGGUCCUCUGGGUUUGAGUAUUGUGGGGGGUAGCGACCAUGCCAGCCACCCCUUUGGAGUCAAUGAGCCGGGAGUGUUCAUAUCAAAGGUUAUUCCUAAUGGGUUGGCCUCUCAGAGUGGGCUGCGUGUAGGUGAUCGUAUCUUGGAGGUAAACUCCAUUGACCUGCGACAUGCCACGCACCAGGAAGCCGUCAGAUCCCUGCUCGCCAACAAGCAGGAGAUCCGCAUGCUAGUGCGCAGAGAUCCCUCACCACCUGGCAUGCAGGAGAUUGUCAUUACCAAGCAGCCUGGAGAAAAGCUGGGCAUCAGCAUUAGGGGCGGAGCUAAAGGCCAUGCGGGUAACCCCUUUGACCCCACAGAUGAAGGCAUCUUCAUUUCCAAGGUGAGCUCCAGUGGAGCAGCAGCGCGAGAUGGGCGUCUGCUGGUGGGCAUGCGUAUUCUCGAGGUUGGCAACAACAGUCUGCUGGGAAUGACGCACACGGAAGCAGUGAGAGUCUUGCGUGCUGCCGGUGAUUCCCUGGUCGUGCUUGUAUGUGAUGGCUUUGAUCCAAGAAACGCUGCUGGCAUGGAGGCAUCCCCUGGUGUUAUUGCAAACCCUUUUGCGGCCGGUAUUGUGCGUAAGAACAGUAUGGAAAGCAUCUCAUCAGUUGACAGAGACCUGAGUCCUGAAGAAAUUGACAUUAUGCAAAAGGAGGUGGAAAUGGCGAGGGAGACGUCACAGUGGGAACGGGAGGACAUGGAGAAUGUCGAGCGUAUGCGUUUGGAGCGCGAGGAGGCAACUCGCUUGCUGGAGGAGGAAACUGAGAAUUUGAGCACUGGACCAUUAAAACUGGACUACAAGACACUGGCAGCACUACCUACAACCAGUCUACAGAAAGUUAAUAGAGCUUCCCCCUCUGAGCCCCUCCGGAUUGACAGUCCUGUCCGUGAUAUAGCACAUUCGCCAUACAACUCACAGACUAAACCAGGUGCCAUCCAGCCUCUGUCUCGGGUUCGACCCCCUGCGUCUCCAGUCAGUCAGGAUGGCCACAGCAGUCCCAAUCCUUUCCAGCAUGGCCUCUCUCCCAUCAACUCUCAGACCACUCCUCGUGCCCCAUCCCCUGACACAUUUGAGGGAUUGAAUAUCAAGCAGGUAUAUAAGGCCUUCGCAGCUGUGCCACACUCCCUGGCCGUACUGGAACCCCCGCAGGAUUUGUAUGCUCAGAGAAACAACGUCAAUGCAAAACAAACAUCUCCAGAGUUGAAUAAUGAGGUGUUUGAGGAUGAUGGUGGUGUUCCUCUCACCCCUCGUCCCUCCCUCACCUCUGAUCGCCUCGAGUACAGGAGCCUGGCAGCCGUGCCGCGCCUGUCUCGCCCCUCAGUGGAGCAGAAGACACCUCCCACUUUGGGCAGAGGCACCCCAGAACAGCGCUCCUUCAGAGACAGACAGAAGUAUUUCGAGAUUGACGUGAAGCAGCAGACUCCAGACAACAAACCCAAACCUCGCGUCUCACUGGUGGGAGAAGAUGACUUGAAGAAAAUGAAAGAGGAAGAAGCUAAGCGAAUUGAACACAGUUCACAAGAGUAUAUGCUGGAUGAAGAUGAGGAGGAGGAUGAGGAAGAUCUGGCCAAGCAGGUGGCAGAUAUGAAGGCUCAUGGAAAGGUUAUUCUGGAUGGUGUGGAGUACAAAGUCGAGAGCAUAGGAAGCCGCGGUUCAUCGUCUCCGAUGCACUGUGCCACACCGCCGAGCUAUUACGCGACACCUCCCAGCUCAGGUCCUUCCUCUGUCGAUGGUAAAGGAGACUUCCAGCGAAAUUCUGUGGAAGACAGUUUUAGAUUGGAGCAGAGACCUAAUUCCAUGACUAGUUUGAUCCCAGUUUACCCUGGCGAAUCUGGGGCCCCCAUUCGGACGGCAAAGGCAGAGCGCAGACAUCAAGAGCGCCUGCGCAUGCAAAGCCCCGAGCUUGCCGUUGCUAUGGACAAGGAACUAUCACCUGCUGAAAAACGAGCCCUGGAGGCAGAGAAGAGAGCCAUGUGGAGAGCUGCCAGGCCUUAUGGUCUAGAGGAGGACGUAAGGCAGUAUGAGCAAGACCUGGCUAAGCGGCUCUACCAAUCCCGUGUGAGGGCAUCACUAGGCAGUGCUGCAGCCCCUCCCACUUCCUGCUCCUCCUCUUCCUGUCAGCCCAGGAUGAAGUCUUUAGAGCAAGAUGCUUUGAAGGCUCAGAUGGUCAUUGCCAAGUCUAAAGAGGGGAAGAAGCGUGGAGCCCUGGAUCAACUGUCAGAGUCGCCGUCUCCUGUCCCCACACCCUCUCCUACACCCAUGGACGAUCUCAGUCCACGGACAGUAACUUCACCAGGCAGACUGUCCCUGUCAGAAAAGAAGUUUGACUACCGACAAUUCGCUGCCAUUCCUUCUUCCAAACCCGUUUACGACAUUCAGUCUCCUGGUGUAACAGAUGACGUGCGUUUCAUGGAUGAUGUCUCCAGUAAUCCAGUGUCUGUUUUAGAUACAGACGUUCCCAUGGCCACCACAUCUGCUCUAGAGGAGAUGGCUCUCUACAGUAAUAAGCGCAAACUACGACAGGGUCGCCGCAGCCUGGAGGCGCCAGUGCCCACAUAACCGCAAACUCACACACUAAUGCAUUUGAACUGUGAAGAUAACACACAUAGUGAUCAUCUAAUGCUGAUGAUGUCACGUAUGACAUAGAAUGCUCACAAAUGCACACCCGUACAAAGAUAUUAAACCACUCUUCUUCAGUGUCGACCAGAGGUAGGGAGAUAAGCUAAAGGGGAAACAGCCUCGUGUCUCCAGAACACUAGUCAUGCCUUUUCAGUUGGUGUUGAAAAGGGUGUCUCAUAUUUGAUUAUAACUGGUCCCAGAGGAUGGCGAAAUCAUUAUUUGGCCAAUAUAAUGUACUUGUUUUAACCCAUCUUUCUGUCUGUCCGCGUUUUUAAAGUUAUUUUAAGAGAUGCCGUGUAUUUUUUUUAACACAUUGAAACCUCUACAAAAUUUAGAAAGACUGAAAAAGAGAUUUUUAACUGUUUAUGUUUUGGGAGAUUUAAUUUGAAGACAACAUACUGCUACCUUCACUGCCCCAUCAGAAAAAGGUUUUAUUUCUUUUAAAUCUAAUUUAUUAAUGUAAUAUACUGUUUUUAAUCUGUGGGAAUCCAUAACAAUAGAGGAACUAAUGGUGGCAUUUUGAUGUAUGUAUAAGAUGAUUCGUUGUGAUUUUGGGAUGAAUUUGGGGAUUUGGAAACAUUUCCUUGCAUGCAACAUUUAGCAUUGACAAUGAGGCCUUGGCAUAAAGCUUUCUUUCCAUUUUGUAUCCAUAUCACUUUUAAAACCGGUUUUAAAGAUGCAAAUGAAUGUAAUAUUUUUAAAGGGUUGCAUCUGACCUUACUCAAAGAUCUGUUACAAACCUUUUUGUAAUUUAUAUCAUCACGGCAUAUCAUGACGAUUGACCUACCAUAUGUGAGUAGUGUCCUUCUAAGCCGGUUUAAUAUAUGUCUAGUCUUCCUGUACCUGACUAGGAGAGGUAAAUGAAGUGUGUAAUGGUCCUUGACCUCUUCAUGUUUUUCUGCUCCUUGGACCUUGUUGUACAUCCAUAUGUUGAAUCAUUCCCUUUGAUACAUAGUGACCAGAGUGGAACAUUUUGACACAUUUAACCACAUAAGAACCAGUGGUAUCACAGACAUUCGCCUGUCAUUGCCUCACAUCUCCAUAAGUGUAUGGUACUGUUUCUUUAGCACUGGGAUUGGGAGAAAAUAUAAAAGAGACAUUGCAUCCAUAACUCUCAUUUCUGUUCUCUAUGCUUCGGACUUUACCUAGACAGGUGUGUGAAGGUAGUAGAUGUUCAUUUUUUCGCAUCUACAUUAAAAUUAGUUUAAAGCCACUGAAAAGCUCAUUUUGUGAAUAAUGUACAAAAAAACUGAAUUUAAUCUGAGCCUUUCUGCCCCAAAACCAAAUUAAAGUCUGAAGGCGGUAGAUGAUUCUGGAAGGCUUUGGACUGAGUCAUCCCUGUGUGUAUAUUGGCUUAUUGCAUUUUUGCAAUGUUUCUUUCAGUCCUGUGCGAGGAAAACAAUGACGGACAUUUAUUUUCUGUACUUAAACCAGUCAUUUACCACUUUAGCUGCCAUUAACAGUGACCCAAUGACCUUGUCAGUCAUAUGAAAUCAUAACAUUCUUUUAUUUUACUAAUCUUAGCUUUUGUGUUGCUCUCAUUGACUGAAAUUCAGUUUUGGUUAAUAACAGUUUGGGAAUGGUUGAUCGUUGUAUUUUUAAAAGACAUGGAAGAAAAAAAUGGUUUGCUGUAACUAAUGGGAUACUGGGAUUCACUACAUUUUUACAUUAUCAGAGCAAGAGUUUCAUAUCUCUAAUUGUUUUCUUUUCUUGAUUGUCAUGUUGGGGAUGAUUAUUGUUUUUUAAGGGGAGGGUGGGACAGAAGGUUUGGGGUUAUAGCUCAUUCAGGACUGUAACUAGUGAAUUUGUACAACCAAAGAAGUCUAUUUUGUGGUUCAGGAAUAAAAGUUUACUUUUCAUUUAAC